Molecule: messenger RNA, 1818 nt
Organism: Talaromyces amestolkiae
Lineage: Eukaryota; Fungi; Ascomycota; Eurotiomycetes; Eurotiales; Trichocomaceae
Exons: 2
Coding region: 1-1818 (605 amino acids)
Biological process (GO): proteolysis
Molecular function (GO): tripeptidyl-peptidase activity; serine-type endopeptidase activity
Source: RefSeq, a predicted model, not a curated record
AUGAUCGUGCCUUUUGUCGCUAUCCUGCUCACGAGCAGUGUCUCGGCGCUUUCCUCGCCAUAUCAUCUCAAGGAGUUCCACCCAGUUCCUAGAGGAUGGAAGGAAAUCAGCCCUGCACCAGGCUCGCAUACACUGGAGCUUCAGAUCGCUCUGAAGCAACAUCGCUUCGGCGAGCUGGAAACAGCGCUCUAUGAAGUCUCCGAUCCGACUCAUGCUCGAUACGGCCAGCAUCUCAGCGCCACGGAUGUCCACGAGUUAGUGCGGCCAGCGGAUGAAACUCUAGAGCUGGUUGAGUCCUGGCUCGCUGACUACGGCGUGGAACCCUUCGAGCUGGACUGGAGCCCUGCUCGGGACUGGGUUUCAGUGACUCUGCCAGUCAACGUUGUCGAGAGCCUUUUGGACACGAAUUAUUCUGUCUAUCGUCAUGAGGACGGGGCGUAUGCCGUCCGGACGCCCCGAUGGUCAUUGCCAGCCCAUCUGCACGAACAUAUUAUCUCAGUCCAACCGACAAAUUCUUUCUUUCAAGUCGCUGCACAAAAGAAUACCAUCCGACCAGUAGGUCAGCUGGAUAUCAGCGAGAUAGCCUCCUCCUUCUCCUCCUUCGACGCGGAAACCUUGAAAAAUCCAACCGUAGAGCAGGUAUGUAACACAUCACUGGUCACACCACUCUGCCUGCGAACGUUUUACGGGACAUAUGACUACGUCCCGCAAGCUAUAGACCGAAACCGAGUGGCAUUGAACAAUUUCCUGAACGAGACUAAUAACCGUUCGGAUAUCCAUAUAUUCCUGGAGCAGUACCGCCCAGAUGCCGUCGGAUUCAGCUUCGUCAAUCAGAUCAUCAAUAAUGGAAGUAAUCAACAAACCCCGGACACGCCUUUGCAAUUGGAAAAUGGCCAGGAUGCGGAGGGGAAUUUGGAUGCCGAGACCAUUAUUGGUAUCACUUAUCCUACUCCUCUCUUUGCGUACAACACCGGAGGCUCGCCUCCCUUUACACCAUCAGCCGGCUCGCCCACCAACUCAAAUGAACCGUACGGUAUCUGGCUCAAAUACAUCCUGGCGCAGUCGGACGAUAAAAUACCGCAAGUCGUCUCGACAUCCUACGCCGACGAGGAAUGGACAGUCCCAUACUCGUAUGCCACCGCUGUGUGCCAGCAGUUUGCCCAGCUAGGGGCUCGUGGUGUUUCGUUGCUUUUUGCUAGCGGCGACGGCGGUGUUGGAUCUGCAGGCUAUUGUUACCCUGGUGAUGACAGCAGCGACAUCCAAUUCGACCCUCUCUUCCCUGCAAGCUGCCCAUACGUUACGGCUGUUGGGGCUACUAAGAACUUUAACCCAGAAGUGGUCGCCUACGAUACGAGCAAUGGAUUCGCCUCCGGAGGGGGCUAUUCUAAUUACUUCCCUCGCCCUUCAUAUCAAGAUUCUGCCGUCACGGCAUACACAAAGGGGCUUGGGAAGGAGUUUGCGGGGCUUUAUAAUACCAGCGGUCGCGGGUAUCCCGACAUUUCUGCGCAGGGCCAGCGAUUUGCUACGAUUUGGAAUGGCAGCCUUUUGGUCCUGGACGGAACGAGUGCGUCUACUCCAGCCGCCUCAGCUAUUAUUUCCCUCGUGAACGAUGCGCUUUUGGCGGCAGGCAAGCCUCCCUUGGGAUUCCUCAACCCUUGGCUCUAUGCGACUGGGCACGCUGGGUUUAACGACAUCACCAGCGGUUCUGCAAUCGGCUGCAACACGACUGGGUUUCCGGCUAAGAAAGGAUGGGAUGCAGUCAGUGGAUGGGGUACUCCGAAUUUCCCAAAGUUGAAAGAGCUCGCUCUAGCUCGCUAG